AUGUAAUAAACCAAGAAGUUUACUAUUCGUAGGUCUACAGUAAUGUAAAAACAAAAGAUUGAAACAAUUCCACAAAAACCUGUGAGUAAGAUUCCCCAAUAGUCCCCAGUCUAACAAGCUUAAUUAGAAAAUACUUCAAAUCUACUUACUAAAGAUGAAUAAAAAAAACUUUUGAAUGAAAAUGAACAACUAAGAUAGCAAUUGAAGGAUAAGUGUUAUGAAUAUGAUAAAAAAAUUUCAAAUAUGAGUGAACUUAAUAAAUAACUAGAAAGAGAACUGAAGAAAAGAGAAGAAGAAAUUGAUUAUUUUAUUUCGAAAAUUGAUGUUAAGGAUAAGGAAAUAAAACACCAAAAGGACCUAAUUAUUAAAUUGAAAGGCAAGAAAAAAGAUUACAAAAAAAAAUGUUAGGAAAUAUAAUCAUAGCACCAAUAACAUUAACAUGAUCCAUUUCAAUAAUUAUUGGAAAUGAGGGCACUUCUUCUUUAACUAAGAAUGACAGCCCAAGUGCUGCCACUUUUAUAACAAUAAUAAAGACUACGUCAAUAUUAAACUCAAGCCAUUGAUGUAGACAACAUGAGUUAUGAAUAAUUGCUAUAGUUGGAAGAUUAGAUCGGAAAUGUGUCAAAUGGCAUAGCAAGGGAAGAUAUCAGAAGAAUUCGUAAAAGAGUUAUUCAACAAAGUGACAAUAUCUAAGGAGUCUGCCCAGUUUGUCAAUGCAACAUGGAAAUAGGUGAGAAAUAUCGAAAACUGGGAUGCAAUCAUUAUUACCACUCUAAAUGCAUCAAAAGUUGGUUAUUGUAGCAUAAUAACUGCCCUAUUUGCAAACAGACUGUAGUAAUUGCUAUUUGAUUAUUUAAAAAUAGCUGAUUUAUUAUUCUAUU
This is a messenger RNA of Paramecium tetraurelia, 881 nucleotides long. RefSeq lists its product as uncharacterized. Lineage: Eukaryota; Ciliophora; Oligohymenophorea; Peniculida; Parameciidae. The transcript has 5 exons. Gene Ontology annotation, molecular function: ubiquitin protein ligase activity. The record is from RefSeq and is a predicted model, not a curated record.